Molecule: messenger RNA, 2222 nt
Organism: Erinaceus europaeus (western European hedgehog)
Lineage: Eukaryota; Metazoa; Chordata; Mammalia; Eulipotyphla; Erinaceidae
Product: dedicator of cytokinesis protein 1-like
Exons: 21
Biological process (GO): cell migration; small GTPase-mediated signal transduction
Cellular component (GO): cytoplasm; plasma membrane
Molecular function (GO): guanyl-nucleotide exchange factor activity; small GTPase binding
Source: RefSeq, a predicted model, not a curated record
AUGGCGGGUGGGGGCCGGGCUGCCUCUGCCUCUGCUGACCUUGUGCCGGGUGCCCCUCUCUCCACAGCUCUCUGCAACUACGAUGCCAGAGGCCUUGAUGAGCUCUCUCUGCAGAUAGGCGACAGAGUGCAUAUCCUGGAGACCUGUGAAGGCUGGUACAGAGGCUACACCUUAAGGAAGAAGUCCAAGAAGGGAAUCUUUCCUGCUUCAUACAUCCAUCUGAAAGAAGCCAUCGUCGAAGGAAAAGGGCAGCAUGAGACGGUCAUCCCAGGAGACCUCCCGCUCAUCCAAGAGGUCACCACCACCCUCCGGGAGUGGUCCACCAUCUGGAGGCAGCUCUACGUGCAAGACAACCGCGAGAUGUUCCACAGCGUGAGGUACAUGAUCUAUGACCUGAUCGAGUGGCGGUCACAGAUCCUGUCUGGAACGCUGCCCCAGGAUGAGCUCAAGGAGCUGAAGAAGAAGGUGACGGCCAAGAUCGAUUACGGAAACAGAAUUCUCGACCUGGACCUGGUGGUGAGAGACGAAGAUGGGAACAUUCUGGACCCGGAACUCACGAGCACGAUCAGUCUCUUCCGAGCCCACGAGAUUGCGUCCAAGCAGGUGGAAGAGAGGCUGCAGGAGGAGAAGUCGCAGAAGCAGAACAUGGACAUUAACCGACAAGCCAAGUUUGCGGCCACCCCGUCUCUGGCUUUGUUUGUCAACCUCAAGAACGUGGUCUGUAAGAUCGGGGAGGACGCUGAGGUGCUCAUGUCUCUCUACGACCCCGUGGAGUCCAAGUUCAUCAGUGAGAACUACCUGGUUCGCUGGUCAAGCUCCGGAUUGCCGAAAGACAUAGACCGCUUACAUAAUCUGCGAGCCGUCUUCACGGACCUGGGGAGCAAAGACCUGAAGAGGGAGAAGAUCAGCUUCGUGUGUCAGAUUGUGCGCGUGGGCCGCAUGGAGCUGAAGGACAGCAACACCAGGAAGCUGACCUCUGGCCUGCGCAGGCCUUUCGGCGUUGCUGUGAUGGAUGUGACGGACAUCAUAAACGGGAAAGUGGACGAUGAAGACAAGCAACACUUCAUCCCCUUCCAGCCGCUCGCGUUGGACGACGCCAUUCGACACAAGCCGCUCAACAUGUCAUCCCGUUUUUCACCCAGGGUGGCAGGGGAGAAUGACUUCCUUCAGACUGUUAUAAACAAAGUCAUUGCUGCCAAAGAAGUCAACCACAAGGGCCAGGGACUGUGGGUGACACUCAAGCUGCUGCCUGGGGACAUCCACCAGGUCAGGAAAGAGUUCCCCCACCUGGUGGACAGGACCACAGCCGUGGCCCGGAAGAUGGGCUUCCCCGAGAUCAUCAUGCCCGGUGAUGUUCGCAAUGACAUCUACGUCACGCUGGUUCAAGGCGACUUUGACAAAGGGAGCAAGACGACGGCCAAGAACGUGGAGGUGACCGUGUCUGUGUUUGACGAGGAGGGGAAGCGGCUGGAGCACGUCGUGUUCCCGGGCGCCGGCGAUGAGGCCAUCUCCGAGUACAAGUCCGUCAUCUACUACCAGGUCAAGCAGCCGCGCUGGUUUGAGACUCUGAAGGUGGCCAUUCCCAUCGAGGACGUGAACCGCAGCCACCUCCGCUUCACCUUCCGCCACCGCUCCUCGCAGGACUCGAAGGACAAGUCGGAGAAGAUCUUCGCUCUGGCGUUCGUGAAGCUGAUGCGUUACGACGGGACCACCCUGCGCGACGGGGAGCACGACCUCAUCGUCUACAAGGCGGAAGCCAAGAAGCUGGAGGACGCGGCCACGUACCUGAGCCUGCCGUCCACCAAGGCCGAGCUGGAGGAGAAGGGCCACUCGGCCACGGGCAAGGGCCUGCACAGCCUGGGCAGCUGCCCCAUCAGCAAGGACUCCUUCCAGAUCUCCACGCUCGUCUGCUCCACGAAGCUCACCCAGAACGUGGACCUGCUGGGGCUCCUCAAGUGGCGUUCCAACACCAGCCUGCUGCAGCAGAACCUCAGACAGCUGAUGAAGGUGGACGGCGGGGAGGUGGUGAAGUUCCUCCAGGACACCUUGGACGCCCUCUUCAACAUCAUGAUGGAGAAUUCCGAGAGCGAGACGUUUGAUACUCUGGUGUUUGAUGCGCUGGUCUUCAUCAUUGGCCUCAUCGCUGAUAGGAAGUUCCAACAUUUCAACCCGGUUUUGGAAACCUACAUUAAGAAACACUUCAGUGCCACGUUAGCCUACAC